AUGGUGAGGCGAGUGGGCUGGGCGGGGAGCAGAGGGCGGCUGGGGCCGUGGGGAGACCUGGGGCCUGGAUCAGUGCCUCUCCUCCCCAUGCCCCUGCCUCCUCUUCCUCCUCCUCCAUGUCGGGGGCCUGGCGGAGGGAGGAUUUCCAUCUUCUCUCUGUCCCCUGCCCCUCACACAAGAAGCUCCCCUUCCUCGGCUCCCCCUCUGGCCCUGGGACCCCCCUGCCCAGCGGUGCAGGCCCCAGGGGCCUCUCAGCCUCGCCACAGUGCCCUCCCCACCCCCACAACGCAGGCACAGCCCGCGAUGACCCCCACCUCUGCUCCCCCCUCUUGGGGCUGCCACUCCACCCCACCCCCAGCCUCAGUGACUCCCCCUGCCUCACACCGAUGCCCCCAGGACCCUCCUGGGCUGCGGAUAGGCCCUCUGAUCCCUGAGCAGGAUUAUGAGCGGCUGGAAGACUGUGACCCUGAGGGGUCCCAAGACUCACCCCUCCAUGGGGAGGAUCAGCAGCCCCUGCUCCAUGUGCCUGAAGGGCUCCGAGGCUCCUGGCACCACAUCCAGAACCUGGACAGCUUCUUCACCAAGAUCUAUAGCUACCACCAGAGGAAUGGCUUUGCCUGCAUCCUGCUGGAGGAUGUCUUCCAAUUGGGACAAUUUGUCUUCAUUGUCACCUUCACAACCUUCCUCCUUCGGUGCGUGGAUUAUAACAUCCUCUUCGCCAACCAACCAAACAACUGGACGAGACCUGCAUUGCUCCACAACAAAGUAACCUUGGCGGAUGCCAUCUUAUCGUCCUCCCAGUGUGCCCAGCGGAUCCACUCCAGCCCCCUGCUGGUCUUCCUGCUGAUCCUGGCUGCAGCCUUCUGGCUGUUACAGCUGCUUCGCUCAGUCUGCAACCUCUUCAGCUACUGGGACAUCCAGGUGUUUUACAGGGAGGCCCUGCACAUCCCCCCGGAGGAGCUCAGCUCGGUGCCCUGGGCCGAGGUGCAGUCCCGCCUGCUGGCGCUGCAGAAGAGCGGGGGGCUGUGCGUGCAGCCGCGGCCGCUGACCGAGCUCGACGUCCACCACCGCAUCCUGCGCUACACCAACUACAAGGUGGCGCUGGCCAACAAGGGCCUACUGCCGGCCCGCUGCGCGCUGCCCUGGGGAGGCAGUGCGGCCUUCCUCAGCCGCGGCCUGGCGCUCAACGUCGACCUGCUUCUCUUCCGCGGGCCCUUCUCCCUCUUCCGCGGGGGCUGGGAGCUGCCCGACGCCUACAAGCGCAGCGACCAGCGGGGCGCCCUGGCCGCGCGCUGGCGGCGCACGGUGCUGCUGCUGGCCGCCGUGAACCUGGCGCUGAGCCCGCUGGUGCUGGCCUGGCAGAUGCUGCACGCCUUCUACAGCCACGCGGAGCUGCUGCGGCGCGAGCCCGGGGCGCUGGGGGCGCGCCGCUGGUCCCGCCUGGCCCACCUGCAGCUGCGCCACUUCAACGAGCUGCCGCACGAGCUGCGUGCGCGCCUGGCCCGCGCCUACCGCCCAGCCGCCGCCUUCCUGCGCGCCGCCGCGCCCCCCGCGCCCCUGCUCGCGCUGCUGGCCCGCCAGCUCGUCUUCUUCGCCGGCGCGCUCUUCGCCGCGCUGCUCGUGCUCACCGUCUACGACGAGGACGUGCUGGCCGUGGAGCACGUGCUCACCGCCAUGACCGCGCUCGGGGUCACGGCCACCGUGGCCAGGUCUUUCAUUCCGGAAGAGCAGGGCCGGAGUCGUUCCCCGCAGUUCCUGCUGCAGGCGGCUUUGGCGCACAUGCACUACCUCCCAGAGGAGCCCGGUCCUGCGGGCAGGGCCAGCGCUUACCGGCAGAUGGCGCGGCUGUUGCAGUACCGAGCGGUCUCCCUCCUGGAGGAGCUCCUGUCCCCUCUCCUCACUCCGCUGUUUUUGCUCUUCUGGUUCUCCCCUCGUUCCCUGGAGAUCAUUGACUUUUUUCAUCACUUCACUGUGGAUGUGGCUGGAGUUGGGGACAUCUGUUCCUUCGCCCUUAUGGAUGUGAAGCGCCACGGCCACCCUCAGUGGCUCUCGGCAGGACAGACAGAGGCCUCACUGUCUCAGCGUGCGGAGGAUGGAAAGACUGAGCUCUCCUUGAUGAGGUUCUCCCUGGUGCAUCCACAAUGGCGCCCCCCAGGGCACAGCUCCAAAUUCCUGGGACACCUUCGGGGCAGGGUACAACAAGAUGCAGCAGCCUGGGGCGCCACCUCUGUUCGCAGCCCCCCCACGCCUGGGGUGCUCAGUGAUUCUUCCUCACCUCUGCCGGAGGCCUUCCUGGCCAACCUCUUGGUGCAGCCCCUCCUGCCCCCACGGGACCUGAGCCCCACGGCCCCCUGCCCAGCUGCAGCCACAGCCAGCCUCCUGGCCUCCAUUUCCCGCCUUGCCCAGGACCCGAGCUGUGUGUCCCCAGGAGGCACUGGGGGCCAGAAGCUGGCCCAGCUUCCAGAGCUUGCUUCUGCUGAGAUGAGUCUUCAUGCCAUCUACCUGCACCAGCUCCAUCAACAGCAGCAGCAGGAACUGUGGGGCGAGGCUUCAGCCUCUUCCCUGUCCAGGCCCUGGUCCAGCCCCUCCCAGACACUCUCGCCUGAUGAGGAGAAGCCAUCCUGGUCAAGUGAUGGCUCCAGUCCUGCCUCCAGCCCCAGACAGCAGUGGAGAACCCAGAGGACCCAGAAUCUGCUCCCUGGAAGGUUUCAGGAGACCACAGACACCCAGAAGGAGCCUAGUCAGGCCCCUGGCACUGACUGAGAGGGCUCCUCAGGGUUCCCUGGCUUCUCCAGCUAUAGGAGAUCAGACAAGGUGGAGUGGAAGGACGUGACACUGAGCCCUCUUUAGAGACCCACCCCCGCAGACUGUAGGCCUAAGGACGCUUUAGUUGGGCAGGAGUUGGGGGAGGUUAGUGAUGAGCUCACCCAGAGAGCAGAGAAAGGGUAGGAGAGGAGAUGCCAAAAGAUCUGGAAACAAGUCUCAGAGAUGAUCCCCACCUGGAGGGGCUAAGGGGACACCACCCCAACUAGCUGUCUCAGCAAUUGCCUGGGAAGCAAUCCCCAGGGAUCCUCAGGGUGGAGGACAGGGCCAAGGCGGAGGCCUAGCUAAAUCUUAGGGAAACAGUUAGGGAUGGGCAUAGAGUGUAAGGAAAUACUCGGUAGGAGCUUGAAGAGGGCCCUUCGAGCUGGCCUGGCCUUCAGGGUCCCACGGGAUUCGUGGAGGGAGGGCCAUGGGGACUUGUGAGUGGGAAGACUACGGAGGGCUGAUGUUUUUGGAGUUCAACACUGGUGUGAUGUCGGAGAAAGUGGGUGUGGCUCCUCAUCCUGUCUGAAACCAGCAGUAAAGGUUGCUCAUGGCUGUGUUGCA
Molecule: messenger RNA, 3369 nt
Organism: Neomonachus schauinslandi (Hawaiian monk seal)
Lineage: Eukaryota; Metazoa; Chordata; Mammalia; Carnivora; Phocidae
Gene: ATG9B
Product: autophagy related 9B
Exons: 14
Coding region: 1-2763 (920 amino acids)
Biological process (GO): protein localization to phagophore assembly site; autophagy of mitochondrion
Cellular component (GO): phagophore assembly site; autophagosome
Source: RefSeq, a predicted model, not a curated record